CCCGCCGGUAAACGAUCGAACAGCAAGUCUCGUGAUUAACCCAACCACCACCACUCUUCGAUAAAUCUCCACUUUUUGACGGCAAGGUCGAACCACAUCCGUGAUCACAGAAGCCCACUUGCUUCCAUCAGACCGUUCCCACGGCUUCGCCCCCACUAUAUAUAUCCCACCCCCUCCCUCCAUCCGCAGUGCACAAGCAGCGGUCAUAUCCCACUCGGUUCACUUCGCAAGCAACAGCCCUUCGUGCCAAAGAUGUCCGAGGAGAGGCACCACCACCACCUCUUCCACCACCGCCAGGAGGAGGAGAAGCCCUCCGAGGAGGUGGUCUACUCGGAGACCGCCUAUAACCCCAGCGGCGAUGACUACACCUCCGGCUACACGGAGACCGCCGUCGCCGAGUCCGCUUCAGAUGAGUUCGAGAGGUACGAGAAGGAAGAGAAGCAUCACAAGCACAAGGAGCACCUCGGCGAGAUGGGCGCCCUCGCCGCCGGUGCCUUUGCCUUGUACGAGAAGCAUGAGGCCAAGAAGGACCCUGAGCACGCCCACAAGCACAAGAUCGAGGAGGAGAUCGCUGCAGCGGUGGGCGUCGGUAGCGGAGGGUAUGCCUUCCAUGAGCACCACGAGAAGAAGGAUGCCAAGAAAGAAGCCGAGGAGGCGAGCGGACAGACACAUCACCACCACCACCUCUUUUGAGGGCGCUAUAUGUGAAUCUAUGCCCUUUAUGAUCCAUCUUAUGCUAAGUCGAUAAUUUGGUGUUUUAUUACCCCCAAAUAAGCGCUGGUUUAUCGAGUGCAACAAUAACAUAUGUAUUUCUUUAAAAUUUGGGUCAGUGUGCGAUGGUUCGUACUUUUUUAAUCUUUAUAUAUUAUUAAAAUCUUAAAAAGA
This is a messenger RNA of Musa acuminata AAA Group (dessert banana), 885 nucleotides long. RefSeq names its product abscisic stress-ripening protein 5. NCBI's taxonomy places the organism in Eukaryota, Viridiplantae, Streptophyta, Magnoliopsida, Zingiberales, Musaceae. The coding region runs from base 253 to 693 and encodes 146 amino acids. The record is from RefSeq and is a predicted model, not a curated record. The transcript is spliced from 2 exons.